Molecule: messenger RNA, 357 nt
Organism: Symbiodinium pilosum
Lineage: Eukaryota; Dinophyceae; Suessiales; Symbiodiniaceae
Source: the annotation of a GenBank genome assembly
AUGAAGUGGGAUCCUGCCAACGAUGUACCAGGCGGCUACCAGGGUGGCCAAUCCGCCAUGAACACGCUCUUCGCGGAGCCAAGGAGCUUGCUGAUCUUCAGCCACGAUGCCUUCUGGCACCACCGUCAUGGCAUCGAUGCUGCAGCUGCUGAGGACAUCCCAUCCAAUCUGGUGAACUUGGAGCAGGCCGCUGCUUGGGGCUAUAAGCCUGGGGACCGGCUAGAGCGGGAUCGCCGCGUGUCAUUCACCAUGAGGUGGCUUGGCUUGAUCUGCUUGGAGUUUAGAGUUCACACUUUUGGGUUCACGGUGGGCCUUUACAAGUUACUGCGUAAUCAUGAUCUUACGAAGGCGCGCUGA